GCUAACAACUACCCUAUCUUAUCGCGCUUCACCCUUACAAUCCUAAGCAUCCCUGCAGCAGCUACUAAUUGUAAGAGGAUGUUCUUAGAGCUUAGUAAUCUAUUAGAGAUAAGACGUCUCUGCAUAAAAGCAGACCUCCUCUCUGCCCUUUAG
Molecule: messenger RNA, 153 nt
Organism: Lindgomyces ingoldianus
Lineage: Eukaryota; Fungi; Ascomycota; Dothideomycetes; Pleosporales; Lindgomycetaceae
Exons: 1
Molecular function (GO): protein dimerization activity
Source: RefSeq, a predicted model, not a curated record